GCUUAACUUGGGAAUGCUAGGUGCUAUGAUAUCGAGAAAGUACCAACAAGCAUAAGACACUAUGCCAAACGCCAUGCUAUUAUUCGGUAUUCUACCUUUCGUUGGACUUAUUCAACCGCUUUACGCUGAUCCAAGCUGGCCAUUUCCAUUCCCGUUUCCUGGUGGUUUCCCCGUCCCAUCAGAAAUAGUAAACCUAACGGAUGUAUCGGAUCAAUGCUUAACGGAUGUCAACAUGUUCACAACGAGUUUGACCACUUAUGCGCAGACCUUCGAGGAGUGUCGACGAGCUGGAGGAUGUACCAAAGAGCAGCAGAUAGUGCUCGACGAGCACAAAUAUGCCGUAAAGCAGACUGAUGCUUUUGGCAAGAUUCCUGCGGGCUUGAUGCAGUAUACGAUUGUUAAUACAGGAUCGUACUCAGAAUGCAUGAAUAUAGUGGCACCAUACAAGUUGCAAUACUGUUAUAUGGUCGCCAGUGCAGUAAUGGAAGGACCUUCAAUGGGACAAAUCGGUCCAAAAAUUGCUGUAUGUAUGCCAAGAAGCUGCACUGAAACGGGACAUCACUAAGAUUUUGGAGCGCUAUAAUGUACAACAGUAUGUACAACAGUAUGUACAACAGUAUGUGCCAUUCAACUUCACCUUCACUACUGACACGAAUUGUGUACCGUCAAAAAACACAUACUCCCCAAAUUUUUGGGUGUUCAUGUAAGCUGUGGCGUUUUUUUCAAUCUGGGCAAUCUUUGCAACUAUUACUGACUAUAUUCUGGAUACGUACUACAAAGAUAAGGUACAUGGUACAGGAAUGCGAGUGUUUCUUGCCUACUCGAUAUACACUAAUGGAGCGGACCUUUUGAACGUAAGCCCCUACAAACAAGGAACCAUCAAGUCGUUAGCCUCAAUUCGAUUUCUCUCAAUGACGUGGGUUGUAGCAGGGCAUGUGAUGAUGGAUAUAGGGAUCAGCGACACAUUGAGGCCUUCAAUGGAGAUAUUCAAUCCUUUUUUAUCAACUACAAUCCUAAAUGCAUUCUUUUCCGUCGAUACGUUUUUCGUUCUUUCUGGCAUUCUGGUUUCCUACCUGUUCUUCAAACAUAAACCUAGUGCUGCUUAUGUCAAAAACCUUAUGGUGUGGAUCAUGUAUUAUGUGCAUCGUUAUGUUAGACUAACACCACCUAUAAUGGUAUUCAUCUGGCUCUUCGUGACUUUGACUCCACUCAUCAACGGGCCUUGGGCUCAGACAGCGGUGGACGUGCAAAUGUCAAUGUACCAACCAUGUGAAAAGUACUGGUGGCGUAAUCUUCUUUAUAUCAACAACUUGUUUGACAUGACACAGAGUUGUUACCUCAUAACCUGGUAUCUGGCAGUCGACACCCAACUCUACGUUGUUGCGCCGAUCUUUCUCAUUAUAUUUUAUAUCUCGUGGAUUGCUGGCUAUGCAUUUAUAUGCUUGUGUAUCGCUGCGAGCAUAGGAUAUGUGUACUAUAUCACUAUCCGUUACGAUUUAUCUGCAGUCUUGAUGGGAGCUUUUGCGCUGAAUGAUUUGAAAUUUGGUUUGUGA
Molecule: messenger RNA, 1553 nt
Organism: Cylicocyclus nassatus
Lineage: Eukaryota; Metazoa; Nematoda; Chromadorea; Rhabditida; Strongylidae
Source: the annotation of a GenBank genome assembly